AUGGUCCCACUGGCUGAUCUCCUGGAGCAAACCCUGGAGCUCAUUGGAACCAACGUCAAUGGGAACCCAUAUGGUAAAUGUGACAUACAGUCCACGUCCUACACUGUACAUGCACACUUGCACUUCUAAAAGUGCCCCCUUAGCAAGAGAAUAUAAAUUGUUUGUGUGUCGUUUUCUGAUGGGGAUAGGAAGUAAAAAGCACCCAGUCCAAGUGGCGGUGGCCGUGGGAGUGUGUGCUUCAGGAACCCUCCCCUGCUGGACUACCAGCAGCUAUGUUCCUGGUUCCAGGACCGCCAGGAGGGCCGUGUGGAGGGGAUUGUCUGGCACUGUAAUGACGGCACACUGGUGAAGGUAUAAGGUCUCUAGUCUAGACCCCAUCUGAACUACCUAUUAUACCGUGGUAUAUAACAGUAUGACUACAACCAGUCUUUCCCCCAUAAUUUUGCCUUUUUGUUUUUGAGUGUUGCUCAAAUUUACAUUGUGUCCUGUUUUUCUUUUAGAUAUUUAUUCAUUUAUUUUCACAAAUUGUAACCUUCAAAUUAUUGAAAUGUUUUUGUUUAGGCCAGGUGAGGGUCUUUGACAUUUAAAGUGGUAAAACCAGUUUGAGUGUGUGUGUGUUUGUUUUCCUGUAGCUUCAUUGUCAUCACUUGGGGCUGAGAUGGCCGGACGGGGACACCUAAUCAAAAGGGAACCAUUCGGCUCUCCCAGAAGCUUCGCUGGUGCGUAAAACAUGUGAGGGUGCAAUGGGUCCGCACUCAAAAAGAUGUGGCAUAAAGCUUACGGGGACACCUUUCUGAACGCCUGGCCUGUGGUCAUCCAUGUUGACGGGACCAUACGGGAGUAUAAGAUCACCCGCAAGGACUUAUUUACAUGUCUCUCCCAGUUAAACAGACAUCGCUUCAGCAGGCUGCAGGACAUCCAGUUUGACCCUUAA
This is a messenger RNA of Coregonus sp. 'balchen', 934 nucleotides long. Lineage: Eukaryota; Metazoa; Chordata; Actinopteri; Salmoniformes; Salmonidae. The record is from the annotation of a GenBank genome assembly.